Molecule: messenger RNA, 2670 nt
Organism: Sorghum bicolor (sorghum)
Lineage: Eukaryota; Viridiplantae; Streptophyta; Magnoliopsida; Poales; Poaceae
Product: histone deacetylase 15-like
Exons: 18
Coding region: 320-2167 (615 amino acids)
Biological process (GO): chromatin organization
Cellular component (GO): histone deacetylase complex
Molecular function (GO): histone deacetylase activity
Source: RefSeq, a predicted model, not a curated record
CCAACAAACCCACGCACCGCCGGCUCCUUGCAGCGCAGCGCCGCCGACGCUCAUCUCCCUCGCAGCGCCGCUCAGGCGGUCCCUCAGCGCAGAUCUGCUCCUUCCCCCACUCGCGCUCAGGCUCGGUCCCAAGGAUCGGAUCUUCCGCGCGUCGGCGGCUCCCCCUCGGCGGCGUCCAGCGACGGAGGGGCAGUCCCAGGCUCGGCGGCGGCGUCGGCGGCUCCCCCCACCUUCUCUCGCCAGUCGCCUCGCGCCCUCGCCUGCGUCCUCCGCGCACCGGCCGACGACCCUGCAUUUGAGCCUCACUGGAUAUCCUCUAAUGGCAUCUGAUAUGAGAGCACCUAGCAGUGGCAAAAAGAGUGAGACCUCCCAUGGCAUGAAGUGUGGGGUCUCUGAUCAAGCUUGUCAUGGCAAAUGCCAAAGCUGUGACAUUGCUGCAAAACCUAUUUGUUCUGGAGUGGAUGGAGUCUCCUCGUUGACUGGUAGUCAUACUGAUGUGAAGGCCUCAAAAGAGAACUGUGGAGCAUGCAGUCUGAACAAUGAUCGUGCUGAUUCUUUAGAAGAAGAGGUAAAGGGUUCCACAGCGAGGAUAGGUCAUGUUGAGAGUGCUGAUCCUGAUGGCUGUGUGGAUGUAAAAAAGGAAAGUUUCAUGGCUGUUGAUGAUCUACCACAGGAGUUUGAGGGGGAGCAAGUUGGGGCAACACUGGAGGAUCUGUUUUUCUUUAAUGGUGAAGAGGAAGAUGACAGUGAUUGGGAACCUGCUAGUCGCCUUGUUGAGGAUAGAUGGUUUUGCUUUAACUGCACAAUGCCGAUUGUGGACCAGAUUACACAUUGCAUGAAUUGCCGUGAGCUUAAGGAAUCUGCAGUAGAUGGAUAUGAUGUUUUCAAAAAACAAAUUGCACAGACAGCUUUGUUAUCUGCCGACACAGAGUUGCUGCCAGUAUCUACAGCGAUUGGUUUUGAUGAAAGAAUGCUGCUCCACAGUGAGCAGCUAGAAGUUAAACCAAAUCCGCAUCCAGAAAGACCGGAUCGCCUUCGCGCCAUUGCUGCAAGUCUUGCUGCUGCAGGGAUCUUUCCCUCAAAAUGUGCUUUGGUACCUCCUCGAGAAAUCACGAAGGAGGAACUCCUUAUGGUUCAUAGUCCAGACCACAUUGAAAGUGUCGAGCAGACAAAGAACAUGCUUUACAGUUACUUCACUUCGGAUACUUAUGCAAAUGGACAUUCAGCAUGUGCUGCCAAACUUGCAGCUGGAUUAUGUGCUGAUCUUGCUAGUUUGAUGGUAUCUGGGCGUGUUCGUAAUGGUUUUGCUCUGGUAAGACCUCCUGGGCAUCAUGCAGGGGUGAAGCAAGCAAUGGGUUUUUGUCUUCACAACAAUGCAGCAGUGGCUGCUUUAGCUGCAAAAAGAGCAGGUGCCAAGAAAGUCCUCAUAGUUGACUGGGAUGUGCACCAUGGAAAUGGCACACAAGAGAUAUUCGAAGGGGAUAAAACAGUCUUGUACAUAUCAUUACAUCGUCAUGAGGAUGGAAACUUUUACCCUGGAACUGGAGCAGCUCAUGAGGUGGGAGUUCUGGAUGGUCAAGGAUUCUCAGUUAAUAUACCUUGGAGCCGUGGUGGUGUUGGAGACAAUGACUACAUCUUUGCUUUUCAGACUGUGGUGCUUCCAAUAGCUGCAGAGUUUGCCGCAGACAUCACUAUAAUAUCUGCAGGAUUCGAUGCAGCUAGAGGUGACCCUCUAGGUGGUUGUGAUGUCACUCCAGUUGGAUACUCUUGGAUGACAUCCCUGCUAGCUGAUUGCUCAAAUGGAAGAUUGUUGGUGAUACUUGAGGGAGGAUACAAUCUCCAGUCGAUAUCCUCAUCAGCUACUGAAGUUGUUAAGGUCCUACUUGGGGAUGGUCCAAAUCGUGCUUCAUUUGUAGGUUCACCAUCAAGAGAGGCCUUGAAGACUGUUUCUCAAGUCCUGAAGAUUCAACAACGAUUUUGGCCAGUUUUAGGUCCAACAUAUGCAUCACUACAGGCACAGCAGGGGUCGGUUUCUUCCAAUCAUAGUGAAGUCAUGGACUCUCUCACCUGCACCUGCAUCCACAGGUGGAAUUUUGCACCCACACCGACCUGUUGUGGCACCCCCAAGUACCCCGCACCAGUGGGUUGGACUGCCAUCCCUAGAUAAGAGUCACCAAACGUAAUGAGCUGAAGAAAAGGAAGCAUUCAGGAGGAUUAGGGCCCUUCUGGUGGAAGUUGGGAAGCAAAAGGCUUCUGUACGAAGCGCUUUUUGAGCACCGUCGUCAGAGGAAAAUCAAGGGGUCCGGAGAAGGAAAAGCAACUGGUUUCAGCAGUACCUUAGAUGGGUAGUUCGCUGACUGUUGAUCUUCUAGGCAUGAACAGGGUAGUUCGCUGACUGGGUUUCCUAAAGCAGAGUAGCUUGCGUUUACCUAGAGCCUAGUUUUGACUGGUUACUUGGUCUGCCGUUUCAGAUGAAGUUUGACAGCAACCCGUUGUGUUAACAUGCGUGGUGUAUCAACCGAAGUUUCAUGUUACCAUCUUUUUCUUUGGUUGGUUCGUACCAUAGAUGUAUGUACUGGUCAUCGAUAGAAAAACCUUGCUGAUCUGGAAUGGCAUGCGUCUCAGUUAUUAAACCCUGUUAUUGCAUAUGGAUUUUUGCGAUUUUCUGCA